AUGUGGUCGCGUUCGCUCAUUUCUUCCGGCUUCCGCCAGGCUGCCCGGCCAGUCACCCGCCAGACCAUCGCCAGACCCGCGCCCUUCCUCACGACUUUCCAGAACAGAUGGCUUUCGGCCCAGACAAAGGAGGCUAUCGAAAAGGCCGUUGGCUCCGCGCCCGUAGUUCUCUUCAUGAAGGGUACACCUGAGCUGCCUCAGUGCGGCUUCUCCAGAGCAAGCAUUCAGAUCCUUGGUCUGCAGGGUGUAGACCCGGAAAAGUUUGCCGCAUUCAACGUGCUGGAGGACGCCGAGCUGCGAUCAGGAAUCAAGGAAUUCUCCGACUGGCCCACAAUCCCUCAGCUUUACAUUGACAAGGAGUUUGUCGGCGGCUGCGAUAUCCUCGUUUCGAUGCACCAAGAUGGCUCCUUGGCCAAGAUGUUGGAGGAGAAGAAUGUCCUCGCUGCCGCUGAAGGCGCCGAGGGCGAGUCCAAGGAAUAG
This is a messenger RNA of Pestalotiopsis fici W106-1, 480 nucleotides long. Its product is annotated as Monothiol glutaredoxin-5. Bases 1 to 480 code for a protein of 159 amino acids. Lineage: Eukaryota; Fungi; Ascomycota; Sordariomycetes; Amphisphaeriales; Sporocadaceae. The record is from RefSeq and is a predicted model, not a curated record. The transcript has 3 exons.